Molecule: messenger RNA, 2560 nt
Organism: Bufo gargarizans (Asiatic toad)
Lineage: Eukaryota; Metazoa; Chordata; Amphibia; Anura; Bufonidae
Product: alpha-2A adrenergic receptor-like
Exons: 1
Coding region: 1217-2518 (433 amino acids)
Biological process (GO): adenylate cyclase-activating adrenergic receptor signaling pathway
Cellular component (GO): membrane
Molecular function (GO): adrenergic receptor activity
Source: RefSeq, a predicted model, not a curated record
UAUAAAUGUCCAGUGCUGGAGCUCCAGCAGAAGACAAGCAGGAUCUGUCCUCUCCUGUGAUCAGACCAGCAGAGUCUGCAGAUGACACAGCACCCAGUGCCUGGCAGAACCCUGCACACCCUACGCACUGAGCCUACUACAGCCUGACAGCACCCACUGCAAACUGCAUCCAGGACCUGACGGCACCCACUGCAAACUGCACCUAGGACCUGGCGGCACCCACUGCAAACUGUAUACGGGACGUGUCGGCACCCACUGCAAACUGCACAUAGGACCUGACAGCACCCACUGCAAACUGCACCUAGAACCUGGCGGCACCCACUGCAAACUGUAUACGGGACGUGUCGGCACCCACUGCAAACUGUACCUAGGACCUGACAGCACCCACUGCAAACUGCACCUAGAACCUGGCGGCACCCACUGCAAACUGUAUACAGGACGUGUAGGCACCCACUGCAAACUGCACCCAGGACCUGGCAGCACCCACUGCAAACUGUACCCAAGAACUGGCAGCAGCCAUCGCAAACUGCACCCAGGUUCUAGAAGCACCCAAUGCAAACCGUACCCAAGACCUGACAGCACCAGGCAAGCCCAGGGCGCUAAAUCUUUUAUAGCUUUAUAGUAUAUGUAUAUAACCUAUACCCAAGGCUUGGAAACACUCCACUAGCUCCAAGAAUUGACGUUCCUACAGGUUGACAUCGUCUAGGCAACCCUGCUACAGCCUAAAAGACCCUGCACCCAGCUCCCUCUGAGCAGAGCAUCUCCUACAGCUUGCCUGCUGAACCUGCAUCCAGAUCCUCCAGAGAACCCGGGACCUGGUAGCACCCACUUCUUCCUACAGCACCCACCUUAUUCCGGACACAAGAUUCCCCACACUUUGGAUCCUUGAAAGUUUAUGGCUGCAAUGAACUUUGUUCUUAACCCUUGCAGCUCUCUCCACACUGACCAAGGGCAGGACUGCACAGGUGAGGCCAGGUAAGAGGGUGGACUGUGUUACUCAGCAAAUAAAGAAGGGCAGGGGAGCAGCAGGGAGAGCCUUGUAUGACUGGUCUGGGCAUCACAUCUGUAAGGAGUAUUGGCAUCAGGCACCAGGAUCCUGGAGCAGGAGGGCAUGGAGGCUAUAGAGAACCCCUAAGUGGAGCUCCUCACCCUGGCAUGGGUUAAAGUCACACACCCAGAAGUCUGCUGAACCCAGUGAAGAUCAAUUCAAUAUUUCAUGAUUAAUUUUGAGAACUCGGUAGCUGAUAGGGGGGGCAUCUCUGCUAUGGAGUGCCUGGGAGACUGCUCCAACAGCACCAUGCAGAAUGAGACUGAUACAGACAUUGCUGGACCCCCUUACUCCCUCCAGGUCACCCUGGCUCUCAUCUCCCUGGUGGGCAUACUCAUGCUCUUCACUGUGUUUGGCAAUGUCCUGGUUGUCAUUGCUGUGUUCACUAGUAGAGCCCUCAAAGCACCCCAGAACUUGUUCCUGGUGUCCCUGGCAUCAGCUGACAUUCUUGUGGCUACCUUAGUCAUGCCAUUUUCCUUGGCCAACGAGGUGAUGGGCUACUGGUACUUUGGCAAGGUUUGGUGCGAGAUCUACCUUGCAUUAGAUGUCCUCUUCUGUACAUCAUCUAUAGUCCAUCUAUGUGCCAUCAGCCUGGACCGGUACUGGUCCAUCACACAAGCCAUUGAGUACAACCUGAAGAGAACCCCUCGUAGAAUCAAAUGUAUUAUCUUCAUCGUUUGGGUGAUCUCAGCUGUUAUAUCAUUCCCUCCACUCAUUACCAUUGAGAAAGAGAGUGGCAAGAUUGAGGAGCCCAAGUGUAAGAUCAAUGAAGAGAAAUGGUACAUCAUUUCUUCCUGCAUCGGAUCCUUCUUCGCCCCUUGUGUCAUUAUGAUCCUAGUCUACAUCAGGAUCUACCAGAUCGCCAAGAAGAGGACGAGGAUCCCCCCCAGCAAAAGAAACAAUGGUGAACCUGAGAAGAAGCAGAAUGGCUUUUCAGACAAGGACUUGCCUGUCAAGUUGAAUGGGGAGAAUGCUGGAGGCUCUGGAGAUGACCAGCACAGAGAAGCAGAGGCCAAUGGAGUUGACAUGGAGGACUCAUCAUCCUCAGAGCGUGGGGAAGAACACCAGUAUUCCACCAAGAAGAAGCAAGACAGGGCUCUGAGGAGCAAGGGCAAGACCAAGUUGAGCCAGAUCAAACCAGGGGAUAGCCUUCCAAGGAGAGAGGAGGAUAGUAGUGCCAAAGCCUCCCGGUGGAGAGGGAGGCAGAACAGGGAGAAGAGGUUCACCUUUGUCUUGGCUGUGGUCAUUGGGGUCUUUGUCGUGUGCUGGUUCCCCUUUUUCUUCACCUACUCCCUCAUUGCCAUCUGUAGCAAAAGCUGCAAUGUCCCUGACACUCUCUUCAAAUUUUUCUUCUGGUUUGGUUAUUGCAACAGUUCCCUGAACCCUGUCAUCUACACCAUCUUCAACCAUGACUUCAGGAGAGCCUUCAAGAAGAUCCUGUGUAAGGGGGACAGGAAAAGAAUUGUGUGAGACCCCUUGACCCUUCCCCUUCUUUGCAGUCUUUUUGUAUGG